UCGGGGCCCGGUCCACAGCCCGCGACCCCAAAAUGGCGAGGCGGGGUUCGGUCUUGGGACGCUAGCGGGGGCGGGCCGGGGACUGAGCUUCCAAGGCCUCCGCGCUCCCGGAUUCCGGCGUCUUGGCGCCCGGCUCGCCGGGCCUCGUGCUUUCCCGGCACCGGCCCCGGGGGCGCGGGAACCCGGACCUUCCUUCCUCCCCGCGGCGGCGGGAGGCGUGGCGACUUCACAGCCGAGCCCAGAAAGAGGGAAGUGGCGUCCACGGAAGCCGGAGCUGUGAGGAGGUAAUCAAGAAGCUGGUUUUCGCUCUGGAUUCGGUCAGGAGAGCCCCCGAGAGCUACCGGCCGCACGUGCCGGCUGCGUGGCGUGCCCUUGGGGAGAAGAUCCACUCAUUGGUUUUUGUACCAAGCCUGACAAGGCCUCAGUUGUCAAAGGUGGCACCAGGAGGAUGUCACAUAUAGGAGUAAAACUGUUCCUAGAGCAAAUGAUGAUGAGACAUCUGAAGGUGAAUGCAUGCUUGUACCCACACAUGGAGGCCUUGUGGGAGACUAAGGGGUCUGUGAAAGAGAGCUGCAGUCAGAGUAAGCAGUCCAGCCCACAGAUGGACAGUCUUGGUCCUGAGAGCGCUCGCCAGCACUUCCGGAGCUUCUAUUAUCAUGAAGCACCUGGACCGCUCGAGGCUGUCAGCCAACUCCAGGAAUUAUGCCAUCAGUGGCUAAGGCCAGAGAUCCACUCAAAAGAGCAGAUCUUGGAACUGCUGGUGCUAGAGCAGUUCCUGACCAUUCUGCCCAGGGAUACCCAGAACUGGGUGCAGAAGUAUCAUCCACAGAGCAUCAAAGAGGCUGUGGCCCUGGUAGACCGCUUUCAGAGAGAACCCGGUGGAAUAAGUAAUGAGGUCACAGCCCAUGAGCUGGGAAAGGAGGCAGUGCUCUUGGGAGGAACAGCAGUGGCCCCAGGCUUUAAGUGGAAGCCAGCAGAGCCCCAACCAAUGGGUGUGUUCCAGAAAGAAUGUUGGAAUACAUACCGGGUACUGCAAGAACAGCUGGGCUGGAAUACUCACAAAGAAACCCAGCCUGUAAAUGAAAGAGCUGUGCCUGCUCAACAGAUUCUAGCCUUUUCUGAGCAGAAAAGCACCCCGAGCUGGAAGAAGGGAUCUGAGCUCAUCUUGCCUGAGUCCCAGAGUUCAUUGACAUUUGAAGAUGUGGCCCUGUCUUUUUCCGAGGAAGAGUGGCAAAUGCUGGACCCUGCUCAGAAGAUCCUCUACAACAAUGUAAUGCAGGAAAACUACGAGAAUGUCAUCUCUCUAGGGCUAAAGCUCAAAAAUGACACUGGAAAUGACCAACCUAUAUCUCUUUCUACAUUAGAAAUACAAGCCUCAGGAUGUAAAGCAUUAAGAGAGGCCAGAGUGAAAGUUGCCCCGAAAACAACGGGCAAAGAAAAUCAUGGCAGUACACGCAGGGUACGGAAACGGCAUCGAGCUUUUCUAGGGAAGAAAAGAAAAAAACUGUCAACUUGUAGGCAAGAGCUUCCAAAACAUACGGAUCUUCAUGAGAAAGGCCAUGCAGGAGAGAAACCUUUUAAAUGUCAGGAAUGUGGGAAAAGCUUUCGAGUUAGCUCUGAUCUUAUUAAGCACCAGAGAAUUCACACUGAAGAGAAACCCUAUAAAUGUCAGCAGUGCGAGAAGAGGUUUAGAUGGAGUUCAGAUCUUAAUAAGCACUUACUAGCACACCAAGGGAUAAAACCAUAUAGAUGCUCCUGGUGUGGGAAAAGCUUUAGUCAUAACACAAAUCUCCACACACACCUGAGAAUUCACACAGGGGAGAAGCCCUUUAAAUGCUAUGAAUGUGGGAAAAGAUUCAUUCAGAACUCCCACCUUAUAAAACACCAGAGAACACACACAGGUGAGCAGCCUUAUACUUGUAGCAUAUGCAGGAGAAAUUUUAGCAGGCGGUCAAGCCUUCUUAGACACCAGAAACUCCACAGGAGAAGGGAAUCGUGUCCAGCGUCGUCACCAUCUAGAACCUGACCCUAGAGGUGAUGAAAGAAUACCGGGGGCCGAGGCGCCCAGUGCUGUAGGAAGCUGUCGUCAGCAGAAUGGGAGGGGCACACGCCACGCUUCACAGAAAGCAAUCUAAACUCGCUCUUUUGUUCAGCUUUGUAUCUUCAGUGCCUAGCACAAGACUGGUACAUAAUGGUUUCUUUCCAAAUAAAAGAAUAGAAUUGUUCUCAUA
This is a messenger RNA of Sus scrofa (pig), 2231 nucleotides long. RefSeq names its product zinc finger protein 75D (gene ZNF75D). The record is from RefSeq and is a predicted model, not a curated record. Gene Ontology annotation, molecular function: DNA-binding transcription factor activity, RNA polymerase II-specific; RNA polymerase II cis-regulatory region sequence-specific DNA binding. NCBI's taxonomy places the organism in Eukaryota, Metazoa, Chordata, Mammalia, Artiodactyla, Suidae. Gene Ontology annotation, cellular component: nucleus. Gene Ontology annotation, biological process: regulation of transcription by RNA polymerase II.